Messenger RNA from Erigeron canadensis, 471 nucleotides. RefSeq lists its product as uncharacterized. The record is from RefSeq and is a predicted model, not a curated record. The transcript has a single exon. Lineage: Eukaryota; Viridiplantae; Streptophyta; Magnoliopsida; Asterales; Asteraceae. The coding region runs from base 1 to 471 and encodes 156 amino acids.
AUGGACAAGACCAUGUUUUUAGAUAUCGUGUGUGACAUUGAAGCAAACUUCCCGUAUUUCCAAGAACGUUACGAUGCAAGAGGAAGAAAAAGUUUUACGGCGAUACAGAAAUGUACAUCCGCCGUUAGGCAACUCGCGACGGGUAACGUACCAGACGAGUAUGACGAGUAUGACGAGUACUUGUGCAUGGCAGCCAGAACCGCACGAGAGACCCUUGAUUAUUUUUGUGACGCCAUCAUUCGGUUGUAUAGCCGAGAGUACCUACGCAGGCCGACGUCACACGACGUUGCACGCAUCUUCGAGGCCCAUGAGCUUCGACAUCAUAUGCCUGGGAUGCUUGGUAGCAUCGAUUGCACACAUGUCGAGUGGUCGGCAUGUCCUAGACGUUUGAGAGGGCAAUACAUGAGGGGUGACCACAACGGUCCAACUAUUAUGGUUGAAAUCACCGCGUCACAAGAUUUGUGGAUUUGA